Molecule: messenger RNA, 732 nt
Organism: Nestor notabilis (Kea)
Lineage: Eukaryota; Metazoa; Chordata; Aves; Psittaciformes; Psittacidae
Gene: ZCCHC17
Product: zinc finger, CCHC domain containing 17
Exons: 7
Coding region: 4-732 (242 amino acids)
Biological process (GO): RNA stabilization
Molecular function (GO): RNA binding; zinc ion binding
Source: RefSeq, a predicted model, not a curated record
GCCAUGGAGGUGCUGCCCGAGCUCUACACCAUCUUCCAGGGAGAGGUUGCUGCAGUGACAGAAUAUGGGGCCUUCAUCAAAAUCCCAGGCUGCAGGAAACAAGGCCUUGUCCACAGGACCCACAUGUCCUCCUGCCGUGUGGAUAAACCCUCGGAGAUAGUGGAUGUUGGAGACAAGGUGUGGGUGAAGCUGAUUGGGAAAGAGAUGAAGGAUGACAAGCUGAAGCUUUCCCUCUCCAUGAAGGUUGUUAACCAAGGCACAGGAAAAGACCUUGAUCCAAACAAUGUUUCCCUUGAUCAGGAUGAGAGGAAAAGACGCACGUUCAGAGACUACACAAGUCAGAAGAUCACCCUUGAAGCUGUCUUGAACACUGUGUGCAAGAAGUGUGGUUGCAAAGGUCAUUUUGCCAAGGAGUGUUUCGUGCAGCCUGGAGGUACCAAAUACAGCCUCAUUCCAGAAGAGGAAGAAGAGGAGGUGGCAGCAGCAGGACAUGAAAGACAGAAGAAGAGCAGCUUGGCCAAUGAGCCUUCAAAGAAAAGGAAAAAGGAGAAGAAGAAGAGGAAGAAGCACAAGCAUCAGCCCUCCUCCUCCUCCUCCUCAUCCUCUGAAGACAGCUCAGACUCGGACAGCGACGGGGCUCAGCCAGCCAGCAAGAAGAACAAGCACUCGGGGAAGGCCAGCAAGGCCCAGAAGAAGAAGAAGCAGCACAAGAAGCAUAAGAAGAAGCCCUGA